Molecule: messenger RNA, 2262 nt
Organism: Cercopithifilaria johnstoni
Lineage: Eukaryota; Metazoa; Nematoda; Chromadorea; Rhabditida; Onchocercidae
Source: the annotation of a GenBank genome assembly
AUGACAUCGUUCCUGAUCAAGCAAUUAUUACUGCUUAAUAUUUUAUCAGUCGCUAAAGUACUUGGCAAUGCAGUUACGGAAUAUCCGUUUAAUUAUCGUACCGGUAAGUUAAAUCAGUUCGUCGGAUUCGCUACACCACGUUUACCACCAUCAACUAAUGGUCCAUUUAUAUAUGGUUCCAUAUGGGCAUCAUGGUCAGCAUGGUCAUUUUGCGUGAACAAAGUACGUGUACGUGUACGAGCAUGCAAUACAGUUCGAGGAUUCUCCUGUCUUGGUAAAAAACAGGAAUUCAUGGAAUGUGAUAUGGAUUACAUGCAACCGGCAGUGCAUGAAUCUGAUUAUGCAGCUGUAGACCCGUGGGAAGAAGAUCGAAGAGAAGCUAUGAAGCAACUUUAUUCUCAGAAAUAUUUACCAGAUGAAUUAGAAAAGGAGAAUUCAGGAAAAAGCAAAAUAAAAUUUAUGCCGCAUGAAUCGGGGAUUCGUCGGCAUGAACGAAUGCGUGCAACGACAAAAGGAGUUGAUGGCGAUCAUACAGGGCCACAUAAACAGAUAGGAAUACAAAAUGACGAACAAACAACCUCAGCAUUGGAUGCUCGAAAUUCCAACGCUACGGCAGGAAAAUCAUUACCAUUAUCACCUUUUGAAACUACCACAGGUACACCGUUAUUAACCGAUACUAAAUUAGAAUCAAAUCAUAAACUACAACAAGUUUCUCCAUCUAUUGACCAAUUACCGAUACAAUCGAUGAAACAGUCUUCUAUGGCAUCAAAAUCAUCACCUUUGCAAUCAGUUCAUAAGGCACCUCCGAUCUCUCUUUUACCUCAAUCGAGUCUACCACAAUCACCAGAUAAACCUGAACAAAUCGAACAAUCUGUGCUUUCUACAGCAACAGAAAAAAUUUUAGUCGAUCAAAUAAAUCAGAUAGUUCCUUCGAAAGAACAAGAAGUGAUUGCAGCUACGCCUACAAAAGUUUUGGUAUGGAUGCCACCUGGCAUCACUACUUGGGUUUUACAAGAACCCUUAAACAAUAAUAUCAAUCAUUUUGAUAUCAGCGCAACAACUCCCGUUAUUGAUUUGUUGAAUCCUAUUGCACCUGAAUCCUCUAUAUCACAGAUCAAUAAAUUACCAACAACAUCAUCAUUAAGCUCACUGUCACCGUUAUCACCUACAGAGCUAAUAACGACAAAAAUGCCAAAAAUAAUGGAAGUUCCAUCAGACCAUCAGUCUUCCAUACCAGUACCAGUAGCUAAAGCACUAAUGCCGAUAAGCACUGCCGAGAUAACAAGAAAUAACGAGUUUCUCACUGACAAUUCACAAUUUAUGCUUCCGGGAUCGAAUAUAAUGCAGAAAGAAUUUAAAACCUUAACAACCAAUUCAAGUCUCUUGAAUCGCAAUCAUGGAAUAUCAUUAAAGAAAUCUGAUCAAAUUUUAGGAGAAGAUCGACAUGGAAUAUCGUCGUUCGGUAUAUUACCAGAACAUAACGUUCAUUCGAGAUAUGUUCCACGACUAGAAUCACAAGUAUCACCUUUUACACCAAAGACGUACGUCGUCGAUCAAUCACGCAGGACAUUGGAAGAUGGCAAAGCUGAUUUUGAUAAGGCAAAAGAUAAUGAUAGAGCUGCUGAUGAUAAUGAUAAAAUAUUGGAUUUAUUAUUGGAAGUAAUGUCCUCUGAUGAUAAUAUCGAUCAAUCCAAGAAAAAAUUAUUGUCUAAUAAGAAUUCAUAUUUUGAUCAGCCAAGCAGUAAGGAAAUAAAAUUGGAUAAAAUGAAGAAAAAAGUGAAAAGCCUACAAAAAGCUGUGAAAGCUAUGGAGGAAGCAUUGAACGGAAGUAAUGAAGUUGAAGCAUAUCGAAAUGCGAUGGAUCUAAAUUUAGUACUCAGAGGACCACCAACAUCAACUUCAUUUUCAACAACAUCAACAACACCAAUAGUUAUCGAUCAAUCGAGGAUGUUUUUAGUUACAAUGAAUGAAAAUGCUACAUCAAAUUGGUCAGAAUGGACCAACUGGCAACAAUGCUUCUGUGGAAAGCAAAUUCGAACGCGAAUAUGUCAUUAUGAAACGCCAUUUCUUGUAAGAGGAUGCAUGGGUAAAAGUUACGAAUCACGUCCGUGCGAUGGACGUGAUCAUUGCCCGUCAAUAUCAACGCCAUUACCAGUUACAAUAUCGCCCAUUUCAACAAUCAUUGAAUCAAAAUUUAGGCGAUCACCAUUAUAUCAACCACUUUCUAUUGCUACUAUGCAAAAAUCAGAUGAUAUAAGAUGA